This is a messenger RNA of Drosophila pseudoobscura, 2024 nucleotides long. RefSeq lists its product as uncharacterized. The record is from RefSeq and is a predicted model, not a curated record. The transcript is spliced from 2 exons. The coding region runs from base 448 to 1923 and encodes 491 amino acids. Lineage: Eukaryota; Metazoa; Arthropoda; Insecta; Diptera; Drosophilidae.
UUCUGCUUUUUUGUGUCUUUUUGUCUUUUGUUUCCACGCUGAGGUGCGUUGUGUGCGGCAAAUUGGUUGGCGGCUGUCGCGGACUCCGAGUCCGUACCCGACUCUGACUGUAGCUCUGAGCUCCAACUCCAGCUCUGGGCUCCAGCUUGGGCUUUGGCUUGUGCUUGUCGUGGAAAACACUUUCACUGCACAUGAGAAGGCAGUGACACGGUCGUCACCGUAGUCUUCGCUGUCUUCGCUGCGGAGCGCUCUUCUUGUGGGUGCUGUGGCAAUGGAAGCGCGACCGAGCCAGUUUCUCGGCCUGUUCGCUUCGCCUGCUUUGCCUUUUGCAUUUUCGUUUGAGCUGUGGGCCAGUACGGAGGUGUUUCUUCUCAGCUUUCCAUCCCAUCCCCCAAAACAUCCACUAGAGCGCUUCAGAAUUACCUGCUCCAUGUUCAGUUCAGAGCCAUGUCAGAAUACGUUAGCCGGGAUUAUCUUUGGCUGUGCACUUUGCUGCUGAUCUGCGCCCUGAUCCAGGUGGCCCUGUCCCAGCCGUAUCAGGUGCCGCAUCGCUGCUCGAAUCGUCUGGAGAGCGCCCUAGAGCAUAUGCGACGGCGCAGCAUUCAGACCAAGAGCUCCUCCGAUCGGACUCGCUCGCGGUCCAUGUGGCAGCCGCCGGCACAGAGCCCCUACCAGCUGUACCACAGCUUCUAUGGCCAGCACAGUGAUCCCGAGGAUGAUUUCUACAACGGGGGCGGCAGCUACAAUUCGGGACGUGGCUACCAUGCCAAGCUUCUGCACAGGAAUGGGCGUCCCUAUCCCUUUGCGGACUCCAGUGCUGCCCUGGAGCUGGAGGAGCUGCACCAGAAACAGCAACAGCAGCAGCAGCAGCAGCAUCAGCAGGAGCACCGACAGCCACACAAGCUGGCCAUAUCCCGGGUGGAGGUCGAGGAUCUGAAGGUGCGUGUGCCGCCCGCAAAGUCCGCCUCCCGUUGGGUGGAGAUCGACAAGUGCAAGUUCAGCACGGAGAACUCCACGCUGGACACGCGACUCAUCUUCCCGGAUCUCACCCUCAGCGGCAAGGUGGUGAUGCAGCCCAUGGGCGGACGCUGCCACAUGAUACUCCGCCUGCGUCAUGCUGGCAUCGAGUUCCGAACGGUGCCGCUGGGCUUGGACCCGGGCUCAGGCUCGUCGCCGCCCUCGUAUGAGCAGUCCAGGAGAUUGAGCGCCUCCUCCGUACGCACGGACUCGCACUUUGCGGAGCCCGGCUUCAUCUCCGUCUUUGCCCAUGGCUGCCAGGGACCGACUGGCAUCCGGCUGCGACAGAACUCGAAGCGGAGAUUCGGCUACGGGCCAGGAGCCGCUCCGCAGGUGGAGUUGGGCGAACCACAUGUCAUCAUGGGCACGACGCGACCGCAGCCACAGAGAUGGGGCAAGUACCACAAGCCGGACUAUGACAUCAGGCUGGACCACACCACGCAGCGGGACAAGAGCCUGGAGCUGGGCAGCGAUAGCCAUGGCCAGGACUCGGCGGAGUUCGUGGAUGUCAAUGCGGACAACUUCUACCGGCGGCAGUUCAACAAGCGGCGACGUCGUCGUCGGCGGUUCGCCGAAAACGGACCCACGGAAAAUUUCGUGGACCAACUGAGCUUCAACGAGGACGUGCUCCACUUCGAGGACGAGCAGCUGCAGCAGAUGGUGGAACCAGAUGCCAGAGCCUUUGCGGACAUCUUCAGUGCGAGCGGAGGAGCUGGCGGGUUUGGGGGCCUCAAUUCCAACGGGGACCGUGAGGAGCUGGUGGGUGAGGCCAUGUCCCACGAGCUGGAGAAACUCUUCUCCAUGGGAGUGCGCGGACUGCUGACCACCUACAUGCAGCGCGCCCUGCAGCCGGCCAUCAAGGAGACCCUGAUGGAGAACAUGGGCUACACCCUGAGCUAUGGCUGAGCCCCACAUGGGGCUCACUUAAGUAUUAGCCCCUUAAUUUAUUUCAGAUUGAGCAGAAAUAAAAGCUUUAAGCAGAAUAAUUGAUACAUUGGAUACCUGGC